AUGAAUUAAUAUCAUUUACGCUUCAUAGAUCCAAAAGUAGAGAAUUUGUACUAGCAGUAAUAAUAAUCAAAUUCAAGAUCAGCAGUUUUUAAAAUGAUGUCUUUUGGUUUAAUGAUCACUUUUGCUAUUAGAGUCAUGUAUGGGUUAAUUGAGAAAACUGAUUUUCUAUUUUUUUACAAACUUGCUAUGCUGCUAUAUCUUAUUCUGCAAUAUAUAAUGGUCUAGUGGUAACCAUAGUUAACAAGAAUGGCAUUCUUUAUAACAAAUAUUUGUACUAUGGGUUUAGUAAUUGAGGAAGAAAGUUCUCCAGAAGUUUAAAACUUAAAAGGAGCUAACUUGAUGACAGUUAAUAUUAUGCUAGUAUUAUCGGGAGAAUUUUUUGAUUCAGUCAUUUAACUAAUUUUAAUAACAACUUUAAGAUUAUCUUUGCCAUAUAUAACUACAAAUAGUUAAAAUUAUAUGAUUCUUACAAGUACUAUAUUAGCUAAUUCAUCAUUUUUAUUUUAUGCAUACACAUAUCACAAAGCAAUGAGAUCUCAAUAUUUAUUAGGAUUGGUGGAAAGCAGUUGGGAUAAAAUAUUUUAUGAAUUAAUAAAAGAUCCUUAUAUUUUAUUGAAAUUUUCUUAUUCAAAUUUAAAUUUUAGUGUUUAAAAGGAGAAUAGAUUUCCUUUUAAAAAUAGUUUGGACUUUGAUGAAGACAUUCAGUAAUGUGAAUAGGAAGAAAGAACAAUAAGGCAUUUUUUAUAGAAUGCAUCAUUAGGUAAAACCUCAUUGUCAGAAUAUAUAUAUGGUAGUAUUAAGAAAUUCUAAAUGGAUUGUUAUGAUCAUUUUAAUUAAAUACUAAGAGUGAGAUUUAAAAGAUAGCUUUUAUAGAUUGAAAUGUCUAUAUUUUAAGCUAAAAAUCCAAUGAUUUUAUUGCGAAUUAAUUCAAUAAAUAAGCAUUCAAUAAAGUAAUUAAGGAAAUACAAAAAAAGAUUUAUCUUAUACAAUAAUACAAUCAUUAACCUAUUAUCUAAAAUUGAAAAAGAAACUAAAAAUAAUAUUAUAGUAAAAGAAACAAGGAGGAAAUUAAUACUUGUUAAAUUGAUAGAAGAGUUAUAUGAUCAUUAAUAUUCGUUCAAUACUGUCAACUUAUAAUUCGUAAUUUAAUAAAUAGAGAAUUUAUAUCCUGAUAAAAAUAUAUUAUUCUAAAAUACAAACAAAAUAGAAACAUUGUUUACAAUCCCAAAUGCUCUUUUCAUGCUAUUAUUGAGUGUUUUUGAGAAUAGUGACAAAGGUUUAAUUGAAUGCAAUCUGAUAAAAUUAAAGGAGGAGAUGGAAAUAAUGAUUGAAUUUAAUGGAAACUUUUAAGCUUAGAAAAUAUUAAAGAUAUAUUAGAGUACAAAAUAUCAUAUACGAUUAUUAGUUUCUAGUUUAUUUAUAUCACCAAAAUGUAAGAUAUUAUAAUAUAAUUAUGUAGUGGUGUAGUUUAUUUUAUUUUCAGAACCUCUAUGUUCGUCUAAUCUUGAUAUCUAUACCUAUGAAUACGAUGAUUUACUAUCUAAUGACCGUUGA
Molecule: messenger RNA, 1554 nt
Organism: Paramecium pentaurelia
Lineage: Eukaryota; Ciliophora; Oligohymenophorea; Peniculida; Parameciidae
Source: the annotation of a GenBank genome assembly